UCUCAUCAAUGUAUGAUAUGAUCCACUUCAUUGAAAUGGCCGUCCUACUUUAUCUCAAUUUCACUGCCUACUCUCUCUCUCUCGUAUUUCUCGAACCAAAGAGAGUGAGGAGGUGUCUAUUACUAACUUAGCUCAGAUAUACCAAUCUUUACACCUUUACACUCAGAUUCUGUCACUUCUUUAUUACGCUUUAUAUAUAGAUUUUUGUUAUGCCAUUUGCUCUCUGGUCUCUUUCAACAGUUAAAACUUCACUCCUCUGCUACUCUCCAAGUUCAUCAUUUGAUUCUGGUUGGUUGCUGAGAAAGUGUGGGGAAUUUUAUCUAAAUUUGAAAUUUGAAAGUGAGUUUGUUGUUGCGGGAUUUUGUAAGGAAUGGAGUCUGAGAAUGCUGCUCAAUUGAAGGAUGACAGUGUCAUUGAGGAAACUCAUCCUGAAGAAUCGGCUGUGGUUCCAAUGAAAGAAGAAAAAAGUGCUGCUAAUGGUCAUGGGCCUAUGAACGCGGAAACUUCUGAGCAUGUAGCAAAAGAUGAUGGCCAUCAUUCUUCUGGUGUGGCAAUUAAUGGCAAAACAAAAGUUUCUGAAAGUAAACUCUCAAAUUCCUUGAAGGAAUCAAAGAACAACAAAUUGUCCAAGGGUAAAGCUAAUUUGAAAAGUCCUGGUUCACUUUCUCAUAAUCAGAGGUCAUCACUUUCUCAAAGUCUUUCAUUUCCAGCACGAGGAGUCCAUCCUGAUAAUAUGAGGAAAAGCAUUGAUGGACACCCAUCAAAAACUGUGGUCAAACAGGCCCAAUAUGGCAGUAGAAAAGGUCAGGUUGCUUCAAAUGGAUCAAUCACUUCAAGUUCCCGUUUAACUCAACCCAAUAGGCGAGCGUCCACUGGAAUGAACUCAAAGGAAUCAAAUGUCAAGGGUGGUAAAGCAAUUCCCAGGAGGACUUCUUUAGCAAGUGUGCCCAGCAAACAACAGGCUCCAGAUGUGAAAUCAAGUUCUUUGAAUGAAUCCACCGAUUGCCCUCCCUCUGAGUCAUCUGAGUUAACUGAUCAAAAUUCACAAAAUGUAACGACCACAUUGCUGAGCAAAGAAGAUGAUGACAUCCACUCAACUACUUCAAGCACCACUCCCCGUACACAGAGAGCUAGUAGUUCUGGCUUUUCCUUCAGGUUGGAGGAACGUGCAGAAAAGCGGAAGGAGUUUUUUUCAAUGCUGGAAGAGAAGAUCAAUGCUAAGGAAAUAGAAAAAAGUAACUUGCAGGCAAAGUCAAAGGAGAACCAGGAAGCAGAGAUCAGACAACUAAGAAAGAGCUUGGCUUUUAAGGCUACACCCAUGCCAUGUUUCUACAAAGAGCCUCCGCCAAAAGUUGAACUGAAAAAGAUACCAACCACCCGUCCAAUAUCACCAAAGCUUGGAAGGUGCAAGAACUCAACGUCUUCAGUCAAUGGCCCAAUAGAAGGUGGUGGAUCUUCCCUUAGCCCACGAUACAUGACCAGUCCACGUACUUUGAAACCAGAAUCAAGCAAUUCAACCAAGGGAGCUCAGAGACAUGGCAACAAAGAAACUGUAGCCUCAAAAACACUAAUCAGGAAGUCCCAGACUAAGCUUCCGUCGCAGCAAAGCACAUCCAUUGGAACAGAAGGGAAGACUAAUCCUGUGAACCUUCCUCUAUGUGAGAAUGGAAAUAACAUGCCUGAAAAGAAUUCUGUUCAGGAUGAUGGAUUGAUGUUGAGUCCACCCAACCAUGAGAUCAUGUCCCCUGAAGUCACAGUUGGAGGGUGAGAACAUGAUUCAAAUGCCUUGUAUCUAUAGAUUUUGAUGUUUAAAGUUUCAUAUUGUUGUGAAUAGUCUGGUGCUGUGCUUAUAUUUUGGGCUAUGACAUUUUUUUGGGUACUUGUGGAAGUAAUAUAAAUCUAUAGGUUACAUAUAAGCAUGUAUUCUUCUGUUAAAUCGUAUGAAUUUUUUGUUCUUUUUUAUUUUGGAGAGGGAAAUUCAAUUCUAUGAUAGUUCCAUUAA
Messenger RNA from Hevea brasiliensis (rubber tree), 2002 nucleotides. RefSeq names its product protein WVD2-like 4. The record is from RefSeq and is a predicted model, not a curated record. The coding region runs from base 371 to 1768 and encodes 465 amino acids. Gene Ontology annotation, molecular function: microtubule binding. Lineage: Eukaryota; Viridiplantae; Streptophyta; Magnoliopsida; Malpighiales; Euphorbiaceae. The transcript has 10 exons.